AUGGCUAGGUCCGUCACGGGACUCCUCGAUCUUCCCAACGAACUACUCUUCGAAAUAACCCAAUUUCUGGAAUAUGGCUGGGAUCUGACAGCGUUUGGCGUGGCCAAUCGCCGACUCUCCGAGAUCGUCAACACAUACCUCUACCAGCAAAAUCUUCCUAACUGCAGUAACGCAGUAUUGCGCUGGAUUGCCGAGAAUGGCAAUGACGAUGCAUUUGCCCGGUGCCUCAAGGCGGAUAUCCUGGCAUAUGUGGACAAGCCUAUCACCAUGGUAGCGCUACGGAAUGCAAUAUGUCAUGGACACGUCAAAAUAGUUGAACAUCUCAUUAAGAAUGGCAUCACUUCAAUUCACAAAGAGGAGAAAACCAAUCGCCGUGCUGUCCUACGGCGCCUCUAUGAUACCCCGCUUAUUCGCGCCGUGAAUAAGGGACGCAUUGCUGUCGCACGGGUUCUGGUUGGGCAUGGGGUCGGCGAUCUUUUUUCCCUAAGAAACAGCGAGCUGCUAACGCAUGCUGCGUGGAAAGGAGAUCUUGCGAUGAUGAAGUACCUUGUGAAGGAGGUAGGCUUGGACCCGAAGAAACGAAGCACUGGUGCAUUGGGCGCCGCUGCUGAAUCGGGCCGGACGCGAGCAAUAGAGCUCUUGCUCGAGCAGGGAGCAAAUCCAAAUCUGCAGUCCGAACAUGAGGGCCUGCCCCUUAUGAUUGCAGCUAAGCAGGGUCAUAUUGAAAUUGUUCGUCUUCUGCUUGCAUACGGCACCAACGUGAACCCCACUCCAGCUCACCAGAAGCUUCCUAUCUACUCAGCAAUGAGCACAAGUAAAGGAAACAGGGGAAACAGGGUGGCCAUUACAAGCCUCAUUGCCGAUCAUAUGAAUCUCAAUCUACUUCGGAUAGGAGACGACAACCGAGUGACGCUCCUGACGAUUGCCGCCGCACUAGGUAGAGAUAAGCUAGUCCAAGAGCUACUUCAGGAGGGUUGCUAUCCAAAUCAAAUGUCGUCAGAAGGGUUCCUCUAUUACAAUCUACUGUCUCAAGGACCACUAGAAUGGGCUUGCGAGGCAGGACACGACUCAGUAGUGAAGAUACUACUCCAAUUUGGAGUCAUUGGGAAUGAUCGAAAGCCUUUAGCGCGUGCUAUCCAAAAUGGACAUCCACAGGUCGCUAAAAUCCUGCUUGAUAGAUACUUGGAGGAUUAUCGGAGAACAAGCUGGUUUAACAAACUUUUGCUUUCCGCAUUAAAGCAUGAUGCAUGCUUCGACCUCCUACUGGACCACGGGGCUAAUCCUACUGGCGUCGUGAAAAAGGGAAAGUGUUUGAUCCAACAUGUGCUUGAGUCAGAACGUCCAUCACUAGCCCACGCGUUACUCCGUCGAGGAUUUCCGCUCGAAUUUCUGCCCGAACUUCUGCCCUCGAUUCAAGAGGAUAGAGAAAGAUCUAUCGUGUUAUCCGCUAGCCGUGGAGGUGUGUCGAUGCUCGAAACCCUUUUCCAAAACGGACUUGAUCCAUUAGCCGUGGAUGACGACGAUAUACAAUACGCAAUAAGUGACGCAAUUCGACGAGAAGAUGUUCCUGUUGCUAGCUUUUUCUUAAAUCGAGGCUUCACAGUCCCUUGCGACGAUCUGCUUCCGGAGUGCAUUAGCCAUGCCGCCCGCCUCAAAAGUUCCGAUAGCCCCACUGAAAUGUUACUUGAUACGUUAUUAAGAAGUGGGGUAGACAUUAACGCUCGAGAUGAACACCAGCGCACCUGUAUCUGGGAAGCUAUCACUCUUUACUAUCCCAAUCAACUGGACGUCCUUCUACAAAGGGGUGCAGACCCCCUUCUUCAGGACGAAAAUGGAGAUAGUUCUUUGAUAUUUGCCGCGACACGAACCCCGUCGCUCAUUUUGUAUGUCAAAUGUGCUCAAACCAUCCUUGAAUGGAUUGAUAUCCACCGGACUGAGCUAUCGAGAGAGGAGUUAUGCCAGGAGCUUUCAAAAGCGGAGUCUGGAGCAGUGAAGCAUGAUAAUAAAAGGAUAGCUCGAAUGUUGCAACGAUUUAAACGCGUUCAUUUCGAUUCAGUGUGA
This is a messenger RNA of Penicillium riverlandense, 2061 nucleotides long. RefSeq names its product ankyrin. The coding region runs from base 1 to 2061 and encodes 686 amino acids. Lineage: Eukaryota; Fungi; Ascomycota; Eurotiomycetes; Eurotiales; Aspergillaceae. Gene Ontology annotation, molecular function: protein binding. The transcript has a single exon. The record is from RefSeq and is a predicted model, not a curated record.